AUGUCCUUUUAUUUACAUUCCGACGUGUUAAAACGUAGAUCAAAGUAUUUUCAAGCUGCUUUAUCAAGCGAGUGGGUAAGAAAACAGGAGAAUUUAAUCGUAUUAAGUUUACCAACUAUUUCUCCUGAAGUAUUUAAUUUUAUACUAAAUCAUUUAUAUACGGAAAAAUUAUCUUUUGAAGGUGCUCCAACUGAUGGAAAAAGUUGUUUAAAUCGUAUAGUGGCUGCUGACGAAUUAGGUCUUAGUCUAUUGUCAUUACAUGAACAACGUUCCUUAAUAGCAAAUCGUUCAGAAUGGUUACACGAUUGGGAACUCUUAAAAUCUCGUUUGAUUAAUAUUAUUCCAUUAGUUAGGUUCGAACAUAUUUCAAGAAGAGAUCUUUAUAAAUAUGUUAAACCUUUUUCCGAACUUUUACCAAAAAAUGUCUUGGCAAUAAUUCCAACUCAAGAAUAUGAUUGUAUUCUUUCUAACAAUUUGAAUACUAUUAACUUUGAUGACAAAGAGAAUCUCAUUAAUUUUGAUAAUAAUGGAAUCAUCAUUAACUUUGAUAACAAAGAGAACUCCAUUAACUUUGAUAACAAAGAGAGUUCCAUUAACUUAAAUAACAAUGACCUCAUUUUUAACGAUAGUAAAGGGGAUAUGCUUAAUUUCGAUAACAAGGACUUCAUGUUUAACGAUAGUAAAGGGAAUAUGCUUAAUUUUGAUAAUAAUUUGAACAUUUUUAACGAUAUCAAAAGUAAUACUUUUAAUAUUGAUAACAAAUUUAACUUUGAUAUCAAAAAAAAUAUUGUAAAUGUUUCCAAUAUCAAACGUUCUCAACAAAUCGAUUCAAUAAUAAUUUCUAUCUCUCAUCUACCUCAAAUAUCUGAUUGGAUUAAGGGCAAACCUACCGAUAACCUUCUUCAUCCAAUUCCCUUUAAUUUCUCUCUAAUUUUUAGAGCAAGUAGAGAUGGUUAUUCCCCUGAAACUUUUCAUAGAUGGUGUGAUGAUUACGGUGCUCCAACAUUAACUGUAAUUAAACUUAAAGAUUCUUGCCAAAUUAUUGGUGGUUAUAAUUGUUUUUCUUGGAAAUCUCCUUUAUUUACAACCACUCAACAUGACGAAAAUGCUUUUAUUUUUUCCUUAUGCGAUAAAGAUGGUAAUAGAGAAAGGGCUAAAGUCGCUAGACCUAAACGAAUUAAAAUGAAUAAUUGUGAUAAUAAAAAGGGUAAUUUAUUAUGUAAUAGUAAAAUGGGUAAUUUACUAUGUAAUAGUAAAAAAGGUAACUUUAUAAAGGCAACGAAAGAUCAUUUCAUAUCACCAGGUCCAUCUUUAAAAUUUUCAAGAUUUCGUGGUCCAUGUUUUGGAAAAAGUGAUUUACAAUUACAAAAUCGCCUUUGUUAUUGUAAACAACGUGAUUAUGAUGACAACAUUACUGAUCAAUCUGGACUCUUUGAAAUUGAUGAUUUUGAAAUCUUUCGUGUGGAAAUGUGUCAAAAAUAA
Cetraspora pellucida is the source of this 1482-nucleotide messenger RNA. NCBI's taxonomy places the organism in Eukaryota, Fungi, Glomeromycota, Glomeromycetes, Diversisporales, Gigasporaceae. The record is from the annotation of a GenBank genome assembly.